Molecule: messenger RNA, 2719 nt
Organism: Beta vulgaris subsp. vulgaris (sugar beet)
Lineage: Eukaryota; Viridiplantae; Streptophyta; Magnoliopsida; Caryophyllales; Amaranthaceae
Product: peroxisomal fatty acid beta-oxidation multifunctional protein MFP2
Exons: 18
Coding region: 171-2339 (722 amino acids)
Biological process (GO): fatty acid beta-oxidation
Cellular component (GO): peroxisome
Molecular function (GO): (3S)-3-hydroxyacyl-CoA dehydrogenase (NAD+) activity; NAD+ binding
Source: RefSeq, a predicted model, not a curated record
AACAAAAAUUAAGCGUCGUGUCAGUUUAGCAGAGACGCACACGACACCUUCAUUAAAACAAUACGGUUAGAAUAACAAACUCAAUUCAAUUGUCACACAUUUCACACUCCAUUGAAGACCAAACUAAAAGCUUGGAAAAGCAGGAGAGAGAAAAUCGAGAGUUCUUUAGAAUGAAGGGUAAAACAGUCAUGGAAGUUGGAGCUGAUGGUGUUGCGGUCAUCACCAUUAUCAAUCCGCCUGUUAAUUCGCUUUCUCUUGAUGUGUUGCAGAGCUUGAAAGAGAAUUUUGAUGAGGCAUUAAAAAGAAAUGAUGUGAAGGCCAUAGUAGUUACAGGUGCUAAGGGCAAAUUUUCUGGUGGUUUUGAUAUCACUGCUUUUGGUGGAAUCCAAGAGGGAAAGACUGCAUCACCUAAGCGUGGUUUUGUAGCAGUGGAGGUUCUCACUGACACAGUUGAAGCUGCAAGAAAACCGUCAGUUGCUGCUAUUGAUGGGUUGGCCUUAGGUGGAGGUUUGGAGGUUGCAAUGGCAUGCCAUGCACGGAUAUCCACCUCUAAUGCACAAUUGGGUUUACCUGAACUUCAGCUUGGAAUAAUUCCUGGAUUUGGAGGAACCCAGCGUCUUCCACGGUUAGUUGGACUCUCUAAAGCUCUUGAAAUGAUGCUGACUUCUAGAGCCGUCAAAGGUUCAGAAGCCCACAACUUGGGCCUUGUGGAUGCAAUAGUUCCAGAAAAUGAACUUCUCAAUACUGCUCGUCGCUGGGCCCUAGAAAUUUUGGAGCGUAGGAAGCCUUGGGUUUCAAGUCUUUAUAAGACGGACAAGCUGGAGCCACUUGGAGAGGCAAGAGAAAUAUUGAAGUUUGCUAGGGCACAGGCUCGAAAGCAAGCUCCUAACCUCAAUCAUCCACUGGUUUGCAUAGAUGUUAUUGAAGAAGGCAUAGCAUCUGGACCUCGUGCUGGCCUGUGGAAGGAGGCUGAUGCUUUUGAGGAACUUCUGCGUUCGGACACUUGCAAGAGCCUGGUUCACAUCUUUUUUGCUCAACGAGGAACCUCAAAGGUCCCAGGUGUUACCGACUUGGGUCUCUCGCCAAGAAAGAUAAGAAAAGUUGCUGUUAUUGGUGGUGGUUUGAUGGGUUCUGGAAUUGCUACAGCAUUGAUCCUCAGUAGCUAUCCUGUGGUUUUGAAAGAAGUGAACCAGAAGUUCUUGGAAGCGGGCAUUGGCAGAGUGAAAGCCAAUUUACAAAGCCGUGUAAAGAAAGGAAAAAUGACUGAGGAGAAGUUCGAAAAAACUAUAUCUCUACUUGAAGGAGCUCUUGAUUAUGACAGCUUCAGAGAUGUGGAUAUUGUCAUAGAGGCUGUUAUUGAGAAUGUUUCCUUGAAGCAACAAAUUUUUGGAGAUCUGGAGAAGUACUGUCCCCCGCAUUGCAUACUUGCAAGUAAUACCUCCACGAUUGAUCUGAACCUUAUUGGCGAGAAGACUCAUUCUCAAGAUCGAAUUGUGGGAGCCCAUUUCUUUAGCCCUGCUCAUAUUAUGCCCCUUUUAGAGAUUGUUCGAACUGAGAAAACAUCUCCUCAAGUAAUUGUUGAUGUUCUGGAUAUUGGAAAGAAGAUAAAGAAGACACCGGUUAUUGUUGGGAAUUGUACGGGGUUUGCUGUCAAUAGGAUGUUCUUCCCUUAUUCUCAAGCAGCCAUGCUGCUUGUUGAGCAUGGCACAGAUUUAUAUAAGAUUGAUAGAGCUAUUACAAAAUUCGGAAUGCCAAUGGGUCCCUUUAGAUUGGCUGACCUGGUUGGCUUUGGCGUAGCCGUUGCAACUGCCACACAGUACAUUGAGCAUUUCCCUGACAGAACCUAUAAAUCUAUGAUUGUCCCUCUUAUGCAAGAAGAUAAAAGAGCAGGUGAAUCUACACGCAAAGGGUUCUACUUGUAUGAUGAUAGACGCAAGGCUAGCUCAGAUCCUGAAAUAAAGAAAUAUAUUGAGAAAGCAAGGGAAAUUUCUGGGAUUAGCAUUGAUCCUAAGGUAGCAAACUUAUCUGAGAAGGAUAUAAUAGAGAUGAUUUUUUUCCCGGUGGUCAAUGAGGCUUGUCGAGUCCUUGCAGAAGGAAUUGCAGUUAAAGCAUCUGAUCUGGAUAUUGCUGCUGUCAUGGGAAUGGGAUUUCCCCCAUACAGGGGUGGGAUUUUGUUCUGGGCUGAUUUGCUGGGAACAAAAUACAUUUACUCAAGGCUGGAGGAAUGGUCAAAACAAUAUGGAGGGUUCUUCAAACCUUGUGCCUACAUGGCUGAUAAGGCUGCCAAGGGUGCUCUUCUGAGUUCUGGACCGAUGGGACAACCUAAAUCGCGGCUGUAAGGCAGAACAAAUCUGGACAACGCUGAUUCAAUUCUCUCCUGACAAAGCUUUAGCAUCCUUACAAAAGGUUGUUCGGAGCGUGAGAAACUAGUUAACCAACUGGUCGGAGGUUCACAACAAAUAAGAACUAGUUGGCAUGGCUUUUAAAUACUGCGAGGCAAAAAGAGUAUGUUAAAAAAUAUGUGUAUUGGGAGUUCUAGUCUUUAGGUAGCGAUUACAUUGUAAGAAACAUAUGUGGCUUGGUUGUCUCUCUCGGUAAGAUGGAUUCUAAAAAUCAGUAGUUUGAACUAUCACAGUGGUGGUGGAUCGAGGAUUUGAUUUACGUGGGUUCGGAGUCGUUUGAAAGAAAAAUCAAUAUAAAUUAACUAAUAAUUUCAGUA